Exophiala aquamarina CBS 119918 is the source of this 1440-nucleotide messenger RNA. RefSeq names its product arylsulfatase. The transcript has 7 exons. Gene Ontology annotation, molecular function: glycosaminoglycan binding; N-acetylglucosamine-6-sulfatase activity. NCBI's taxonomy places the organism in Eukaryota, Fungi, Ascomycota, Eurotiomycetes, Chaetothyriales, Herpotrichiellaceae. Bases 1 to 1440 code for a protein of 479 amino acids. The record is from RefSeq and is a predicted model, not a curated record.
AUGGCUCACAACACAAAUGUCACUGAUGUCUAUCCUCCAUGGGGCGGGUACCCAAAGUUCGUCCAAGAAGGCUACAACGACAAGUAUCUGCCGGUCUGGCUCCAGAAUGCUGGCUAUGACACGUACUACACUGGCAAACUAUUCAACGCCCACAAUCUCGCCAACUGGAACAAGCCACUCCCUGCAGGUUGGAAUCAGACCGGCUUUCUCCUUGACCCGGGCACAUACACAUACUAUAACACUUGCAUACAGAUGAAUGAUCAACCUCCAGCCUUCCGUCCGGGAGAGUACUCGACAGACAUCAUCGCGAACCUCUCACUCUCAUGGCUUGACAUGGCAGCGAAGAGCAGCCGACCUUUCUUCUUGGGGCUUGCCCCAAUCGCGCCGCAUACGGAAUCCAUCAUCGGGCGCGGCAAUUCGGUUUGGUUCGACGUUCCCAGACCGGCAAAACGACACGAGAAACUAUUUCUAGAUGCCAAGGUCCCUCGUGGGCCUAGCUUCAAUCCUGAGGAGGCAUGUGUCAGCUGGGUGAAACAGUUGCAUCGUCAGAACCAGAGUGUGGUCGAUUAUAACGAUUCAUUCUACGUGAAGCGGUUGCAAUCGUUACAGGCUGUUGAUGAAAUGGUGGGUGCUCUGUUUGAAAAGCUCAAAGCACUCGGUAUGGACCAGAACACCUACGUUAUCUACACCAGCGACAACGGCUUCCAUAUCGGUCAGCACCGCCUGAAUCCAGGCAAGCAAUGUGCCUUUGAGGAAGAUGUCAAUGUGCCGUUCCUGAUUGCCGGACCCGGCGUGCCAAAGAAUCAUUCCGUCAGCUUCACCACGACCCAUCACGACUUUGCAGCUACAAUUUUCGAUCUCGCACAAAUUCCUCUUCGUCAAGACUUCGACGGCACACCCAUGCCAUUGACAUUACCCGCCAUGGAUAAGGUGGCAGCGUCAACCAUUCGUGAGCACGUUGCCGUCGAAUACUGGGGAGUCGCAGGCGAAGAAGGAGCAUUGUACAGAUCGGGCGUCAAUGCACCUCAUGCAAAUAACACCUACAAGGGUAUACGUAUCGUCAGUCCACAAUAUGACCUAAUGUACACUGUGUGGUGCAACCACGAGCACGAGCUAUAUGACAUGAAGACCGAUCCGUACCAGACCAACAAUCUGUUCCAAACGUUCGUCCAAAUCAAUGGCCAGCCCGUCAAUAACGUGGUGUCGAGGUUGAACGCGCUGUUGAUGGUGAUGAAGUCGUGUAAAGCGAGCCAAUGCGUUGAGCCAUGGUUGACUCUUCACCCAGAUGGGAAGGUCACCCAUCUCAUCGACGCUCUAGAUCCUAGCUUGGACAGCUUCUAUGCCAACCAGCCCAAGGUCGCCUUCACCGAGUGUGCUCUAGGCUACAUCAUCGCUGCUGAGGGGGCCAUGAAUGUGGAUCCAUACCAUGUACCUGACUGA